Messenger RNA from Centropristis striata (black sea bass), 3526 nucleotides. It is a transcript of the gene ctnnbip1, whose product is annotated as catenin, beta interacting protein 1. Gene Ontology annotation, molecular function: beta-catenin binding. The record is from RefSeq and is a predicted model, not a curated record. NCBI's taxonomy places the organism in Eukaryota, Metazoa, Chordata, Actinopteri, Perciformes, Serranidae. Gene Ontology annotation, biological process: negative regulation of Wnt signaling pathway. The transcript has 4 exons. Gene Ontology annotation, cellular component: nucleus; beta-catenin destruction complex; cytosol. The coding region runs from base 140 to 385 and encodes 81 amino acids.
UUGAGUCAGUUCGCCGGAGCUCUGCCGACUGGAGGGAUGUGACCCCGGAACAGGACGCCCUCCUACAACAACACACCAUUCAAACAGAGCAUAGAAGAAAGAAAAGCUGGACCAGGAGGGAGCCACAGGAGCAGGGGGGAUGAACCGUGAGGAGGCCCCGGGGAAGUCUCCUGAAGACAUGUACAUCCAACAGAAAGUGCGGGUCCUGCUCAUGCUAAAGAAAAUGGGAUCAAAUCUCACGCCCACUGAAGAGGCUUUUCUCCGGAAUUACGCAGGUGUGGUCCACAGUCAGAUGAGCCAGCUACCACAGCACAACAUAGACCAGGGUGCAGAGGACGUGGUGAUGGCGUUCUCACGGUCAGAGACGGAGGAUCGGCGACAGUGACCCUGGGCCCCCCCAUUCCGCCCCACUGCAUCCCUCCCAGCCCCCAUCCCGCCCCGCACGUGAUCCACAACAACCCAAACUCCACAAACACGACACUGAUGAGCUCAGGAGAGGAGGGGCACCCGGGAGGGACAGAAGAGGAGGGGAAGAGACGCCAAGAGGUGGCUGCCUCGAUCUCUCCCCCCCAGCCUCCUCCAUCCCCGACUCCUCCUCAUACAAGCUGGCACACCGUAACCUGAGAUGCACUCAAGUGCUUCACUGUGGGUUGAAGCCUCUGCAACAAGGCAGUCAGUGAAAACACUCACAGAUUGUGUGGAUGAAUAUCAAAUGUAUUUUUUUGUGGGUGGGUUGGUUUUGUUUUGUAUUAUGUUGUUUGUGUUGAGACUUUAGGCAGUGUUACAUGUUAUAUCUGCUGUGGUCACCGGAGGAAGUGACCGGUCAGCAACUGAUUGAAGCAAAGAGAAAUAUAGUUUUGGUCAAGCAGCGAGUUUGAGGACUGGUCGUGUUAGGGGAGAGAUUUUUAAUUAUUUCUGCUUACCCUAAUGGGGUUCAAAUUGUUUUUGAUUUAGCUAUUGUGUUUUAAAGGCUUUUGUAUUCUGUCACACAAAGCGGCCUCAUUUAUAAACAUUUUGUGUGAAAAAUGGGAACGCCAUCUCCAACGCAGCUGUUUCUUACGAAUCUACUGGAACCUGCAAUGUAUGAAAGGCACACUAUGCAGGUCAUCCUUUAAAAAAAUCAACUAGACUAGACUCAAACAAAAAAAUCAUUUCAAUUAUCACUAGAAGUGCGUGGCGGUGUCUGUAUCUGCAGAGACUCUGCCCUCUAUCUCUAUUUUCUCUUUUUUUUUUCAUUAAGCUGUGUUCAGGACAUUUCUGGGUGUAACCCUUUGGUCAUGAGGCUACAAUUAUAGCAAACAAGGCGCCAUAAAAUCUCAAAUAUAGCCAGUAGACAAAGCAUGUUCCAAAAUGAAGAUGAAGCUGAAGUUUUACUUUCACUUUUGUUGAGUCUGGAAGGAGGGGCAGAGUUUAAUGUUGUGCUUACAAACAGAUAGCAACAAUUCCUGCAUAGUAUGCCUUUAAUUACUCUUCUCAGACAAUUAAUUUAACUUUAAUUAGCUUGCGGCAGUAAGUCAGUUGUGGAACCCAGACACUCAUCAAGUGCAGUGACCUCUGGCUCUUUUUCUUUACCAACUUGCAGCUACAACAUAGUUAUUUGGAAUCAAGCUUUAUAUUAAAAAAAAAAAUACAAAAAGAAUCAUUUGAGUUUUCGAUCACGCUGCGUGUCUCUUGUAAAGAAUCCUGCUAAUUGUCUAUCAGUAAACACACAAAACUGUGUGGUUUUUAGUUCGGUUACUCUGGCUCAUUUUCCCCUUGGUGCAGUUCGUUUGAGCAGGUGUGAACAAAGUAAUAACACUCAGGUGCAGACAUAAACAACCGCAUCUGAUCUUGGUCCAGUCCAAACAAACUUAGUUUGUGGUGGGAAAGUGAUCAAACCUCAGUCUGACCCACUACCAGCUGUACUUUGCAAGUUUGAGCUAAAUGGCUCCUCUAUCCAUGUGUGCUUAGCAUUCUGGGGAACCCAGUCAGCUUAAGUAGGAGCCGUAGUAGGUUGACGAAGAAUGAACCAAGCACGUCUUUCUUGCAAAUUUUGAAGCAGUAUAGUAUUUCAAAACAUUUUCUCAAAGUGCGUUCUGCAUUCUUCUGGUAUGUUUUGCAUGGCCAAGAUUACAAACUCAUCACUGAUUCAGCCCAGAGCAAAUGAACUGUUGGUGCGAAAAUGUCCGAACGGACGCAUAAGCCAAAUCCUCUUUGGUGAUUUGCAGUCUGACCUUUUGUCCACGUACAAAUAUUAGAAUGACAUGCUGAUUGAUGUGCAUAUUAACACUCUCAACAUGCCUGUCGUUAAUCAUUCAUGUUUAAUUACCGGAGUUAACAGGGCAGAAUGACGAGGCCAGUGACGUGAUCGAUGUGUAAAUGAAAAACUGCAUUAAGGUGAGGCGACAUUUUCUGCUCAAUGAAUGAAAUGCACACACUUUCAUAAAUGAGGCCCCUUUUGUUCUUCUGCUGCUUUAUUUUGAACCAUAGGCUGUUGAGAGUGCAACAAUGCUUUUCUCCUAAAGGGAAAGCAAAAGAAUUAAAGACACUAGCAGACAUAAUCACAUGAAACACAGAUGUACACAUCCUCCCCAAACAAACACUGGUUUUGGGUUAUUGUGAACCUUUUUUUUAUUGUACAGAUAGUUGGAAAAAUACAAUAAUGAAUUGAUUGUGCCAAUUGUAUUUUUUGUUGUUUUUUUAUCUGUAAGAUAAAAUUAACAUAAUGAUUUAAGAAAAUUGAUAAGAGACGAGCUGUUGUUGUAAUUUAUUGUUUAUUGAAUUGACUUCCUCGAACACAUUGUUAAAGAUGGAGAACCAGUAGAUAGUUUACUGUCAUCAGCAGAGCCUCUUUGUUCACACUAAAAUCACACAAACUCUAAUUUUUAACUACCUGUAGCUAAACACGUGAAGCCAAACAUAAGAGCUGUGUGCUAUUUCUGACUGUACUGUAUCUCUUGCACUAUUAUCAAUGGGAUAUUUGCAAAAAAUACAUUUUGAUAUUUAGGGCAGAGAUUCUAUGUUUGGUUCAGCGGAUAAAAAAAAAACUUUGUAAUCAUGUUUUUAUUCCUUCAAAAAAAAAUCUGUGUUAAUUGACUCAACUGGAAUAGCUCAACGGAAUAUUUGUUAACAAUCGACAUGUUUUUCUAGUGACAUGCUCAAUAUUUAAUGUGUUUUAAGUACAGUUUGUUAACUUGUAUAACUUAAAAAUAAUUGUAACGUAAUGUUUUGAAGCCAAGCAUGUCUUCCUCGUGGUUUAUAAUGUUCAUUCAAGUGGAGCCGAGGAUCUUUGAAGCCUUGGCACGUUGACCAUUGUUUGUACAUUCUUGACGUUUGUGGAAGCUACUAGCUCUUUUAAAAUGUUUCAGAAAAAAAAAAAAUCUUUUUUUUUGUAUGGGUAAAGUGUUAUCCAUUUUUUGUUGUUGGCAAUAACUUCUAUUUGAAUGUCCUCAGCAAUCAUCAGAUCUAUCAUGCUGUCGCCUAUGACAAAGACAUUUGUCUUUUUAUGUUUACUUUUGUUUUAAAACAUUCUUUAUUUGUCUAUGCA